Messenger RNA from Aureobasidium melanogenum CBS 110374, 738 nucleotides. RefSeq names its product L domain-like protein. Gene Ontology annotation, cellular component: U2 snRNP. The record is from RefSeq and is a predicted model, not a curated record. Gene Ontology annotation, biological process: mRNA splicing, via spliceosome. Gene Ontology annotation, molecular function: protein binding; U2 snRNA binding. The transcript is spliced from 4 exons. Bases 1 to 738 code for a protein of 245 amino acids. Lineage: Eukaryota; Fungi; Ascomycota; Dothideomycetes; Dothideales; Saccotheciaceae.
AUGAGACUCACGGCCGAGCUUGUGCACAACUCGCUCUCAUACCUCAACCCGCUCAAGGAGCGCGAACUUGACCUGCGAGGUCACAAAAUCCCUGCCCUAGAGAACUUGGGUCUCAUUACCAACGAAGAUGCCAUCGAUUUUACAGACAACGACCUUCCCGCUCUGGCAAACUUCCCAAAGAACCAUCGAUUGAAGGCUUUGUAUCUCGGCCGGAACCGCAUCACCGCCAUCGCCCCAGCCCUGCACAACUCCAUCCCCAAUCUUGACACGCUUGUCUUGACCCAAAACUCCCUUUCAGAACUCGGCGACCUUGAGCCUCUGUCCGACCUCAAGAAGUUGACACAUCUGACCUUGCUGGACAACCCCGUCGCCUCAAGAGAGAACUACCGUUACUGGGUCAUCGCAAGAUGUCCAUCUGUCAGAUUCCUCGACUUUCAGAAGGUCAAAGAUGCAGAGCGCAGUAAAGCCGCAGAGCUCUUUGGCACAGUGGCCGAACCCACCGAACUUGCCCAGAAACUUCUCUCGUCACGUUCAUCAAGAUCGCUCAACACCGCCUCAUCAAAUGCAAAUGGCACCGACAAGAUCUCGCGUGUCAAGCUGACCGACAAGGAAAGAAAGCGCAUCGAGGAGCUGAUCAGGAACGCAAAGACUCUGGCUGAGAUUACUCGUUUGGAGAAGGCUCUCAACGAGGGCAGAAUACCUGCAGGAGUUCUCGAAGACGCAAUGGAUGCAUCAUGA